Molecule: messenger RNA, 1359 nt
Organism: Moesziomyces antarcticus
Lineage: Eukaryota; Fungi; Basidiomycota; Ustilaginomycetes; Ustilaginales; Ustilaginaceae
Product: cystathionine gamma-synthase
Exons: 1
Coding region: 1-1359 (452 amino acids)
Biological process (GO): transsulfuration
Cellular component (GO): cytoplasm
Molecular function (GO): carbon-sulfur lyase activity; pyridoxal phosphate binding
Source: RefSeq, a predicted model, not a curated record
AUGCUAUCCAACGGACUCAACAGCGAGCUGCCCAAGCCUGGAAUGGCGACCGCGGCGCUGCACGCCGACCACCCGGACGCUGCGGUCGAUGGCAACUAUGCCGUAGCGCCGUCGAUCAGCCUCUCGACGACGUUCCGAUCGCCGCACCCGAGCUCCGCACACGCCAAGCAGCUCGAAGAGGCAGUCAAGGGCGAGGCGGAGUUCGACAUGCAGGAUCCUGGAUUCCACAUCUACUCGCGCUACUCGCAGUCGACCAACAUCCGUGCCGAAAAGGUGCUCUCGCAGAUCAUGAAGGCGCACGCGCUCACCUACAGCUCCGGCCUCUCGGCAGCCCAUGCAGCCGUGACGCACUAUGCUCCGACGGUGAUCGCGAUCAAGCGCGGAUACCACGGCGUGCACGUGUCGAUCCAGCUCUACGCGCGCGGUCGCAACGUCAAGAUCAUCGAUCUCGACGACGAUUACCAGGCCGCAAUGGCUUCGUCCAACAUCAGCGCAGAGGAUGGCAAGGACGCGGCUGUGCAGCGCGGUGGGCUGCUCGUUUGGGUCGAGACGCCACUCAACCCAACGGGUGAAGCAAGGGAUCUGGCCAAGUACGUCACCAAGGCGAGGGCGGUGGCAGGAGCGCACGUGGUGGUCGACUCGACGUUCGCGCCGCCCCCGCUGCAGGAUCCGUUCGCACAGGGCGUGGACAUGGUGAUGCAUUCGGGCACCAAGUACUUUGGUGGACACUCGGACCUGCUGUGCGGCGUGCUGGCGGUCAAGGACAAGAAGGAGUGGGACAGCCUCUGGUCGGACCGCACCUACUUUGGUGCGAACCUGGGCAGCAUGGAGGCGUACCUGUUGCUGCGAUCGCUGCGCACGCUCACCGUGCGUGUGCAGAAGCAGUCGCAGACAGCCACCAAACUCGCUGCAUGGCUCCACUCGCUCGCCACCUCGACCCAAGUAUCGCCCGAGGACGAGGCGUUUGCAGGCGCCAAGCUCGUUGCGCGCACCUACCACUCUUCGCUCCAGCCCCGUUCGGACCCCGACGAUGUAGUCACCAAAGGCGCCUCUCCCGAAGACCCCACUUUUGACCCGUCGACACAGAUGCCUGGUGGUCACACCCCCACCUUCGCCUUCCGAACCACCAAACCCAUCUACGCCACCUACAUCCCGCACCUCACCACAUACUUCACUCCCGCCACCUCGCUCGGCGGCGUAGAGAGCCUGCUCGAACACCGCGUCAAGUCGGACCCCACCGAGGACCCGCGCAUCAUCCGCGUCUCGGUCGGCCUCGAAGAGUUUGAGGAUCUGCAGGCCGACCUGCGCGCUGCCUUCGCAGAGGUCCUCCAGAGGGAGAGCCAGGGUCAGCUCGAGUGA